AACCCCCUCAUCAACGUGCGCGACCGGCUCUUCCACGCGCUCUUCUUCAAGAUGGCUGUCACCUACUCGCGGCUCUUCCCGCCCGCCUUCCGCCGCCUCUUCGAGUUCUUCGUGCUGCUCAAGGCCCUGUUCGUGCUGUUCGUGCUGGCCUACAUCCACAUCGUCUUCUCCCGCUCACCCAUCAACUGCCUGGAGCACGUGCGGGACAAGUGGCCACGGGAGGGCAUCCUGCGUGUGGAGGUGCGCCACAACUCCAGCCGGGCGCCCGUCUUCCUGCAGUUCUGUGAGGGCAGCCGUGGGAGCUUCCCGGGCCUGGCUGUGGAGCCAGGUGGCCUGGAGCUGGAGGAGGAGGAGGAGGAGCUGACCAUGGAGAUGUUCAGGAACAGCUCUGUCAAGUUCGAGCUGGACAUUGAGCCCAAGGUGUUGAAGCCUCCAGGUGGCUCUGAGGCCUGGAACGACAGCCAGGAGUUCCCCUUCCCCGAGACGCCCACCAAAGUGUGGCCCCAGGAUGAGUACAUCGUGGAGUACUCGUUGGAGUACGGCUUCCUGCGGCUGUCACAAGCCACCAGGCAGCGCCUGAGCAUCCCGGUCAUGGUCGUCACCCUGGACCCCACACGGGACCAGUGCUUUGGAGACCGCUUCAGCCGCCUCCUCCUGGAUGAGUUCUUGGGCUACGAUGACAUCCUCAUGUCCAGCGUGAAGGGCCUGGCAGAGAAUGAGGAGAACAAGGGCUUCCUGCGGAAUGUGGUAUCUGGGGAGCACUACCGCUUCGUCAGUAUGUGGAUGGCCCGCACGUCCUACCUGGCCGCCUUCGUCAUCAUGGUCAUUUUCACCCUCAGCGUCUCCAUGCUGCUCCGAUACUCCCACCACCAGAUCUUCGUCUUCAUCGGUGAGUCUCAGCCGGCCGCGGGGGGCGGGGCGGGCUCGCCCCCAGGCCCUCACGGGUGGCCCCCGCACCCUGUGCCCGCAGUGGACCUGCUGCAGAUGCUGGAGAUGAACAUGGCCAUCGCCUUCCCUGCAGCGCCCCUGCUGACGGUCAUCCUGGCCCUCGUUGGGAUGGAGGCCAUCAUGUCUGAGUUCUUCAACGACACCACCACGGCCUUCUACAUCAUCCUUAUCGUGUGGCUGGCUGACCAGUAUGACGCCAUCUGCUGCCACACCAACACGAGCAAGCGUCAUUGGCUGCGGUUCUUCUACCUGUACCACUUCGCCUUCUACGCGUACCACUACCGCUUCAAUGGGCAGUACAGCAGCCUGGCCCUGGUCACCUCCUGGCUGUUCAUCCAGCACUCCAUGAUCUACUUCUUCCACCACUACGAGUUGCCCGCCAUCCUGCAGCAGGUCCGCAUCCAGGAGUUGCUGCUGCAGGCGCCGCCCCUGGGCCCCGGGGCCCCCACAGCACUGCCCGAGGACCUCAACAACAACUCAGGCCCCCAGGCGGCCGCCCCCGGCCCUACAGGCCAGCCCCUUGCUCUGGGCCCUGGCUCGACUGCAGCUGCUGGGGGGCCUGGGCCCGGGGCUGCAGCUCCCAGUUCACUGGGGGCUGUAGCCGCCUCCGUAGCCGCGGCCACUGGGGGUGACCUGGGCUGGAUGGCAGAGACAGCAGCCAUCAUCACGGACGCCUCUUUCCUGUCCGGCUUGAGUGCCUCCCUCUUGGAGCGGAGGCCCGCUGGACCCUUGAGCCCCAGUGGAGGACUCUCCCAUGCCCCCCAGGACAGUGCUCCCCAGAGUGACCCCGUGGCACCUGACACAGCCUCUGCCACAGACAUGGGGGCUGAACCCAGCCCUGCAUCCACGGUCCCAGGAGAGGCACCCUCCGAGGUUGGGUCCUGAGCCCCCACCAACAGCUGAGCCGCCUGUCAGGGCCUCCCCCUGGGGAGCUAUUGGGCACCUUGCAGCAGCCCCUCGGGGCGGGGCAGGUUGUCCUCGUGGGGCACCAGGGCCCUCCCCCCUGGGUUGCCUCUUCGCUCCGAUUGGGGUUUCAUCAGGUUUGUGGAAGGUGGGUCCCUGUCUCCCAAGUGUGGGGCCUGGCCCAGGCUUGUCCCGGUAGUGAGCUUGUUUGUGGUGGUCUGUGAGGACAGGGGUCGAGGGCUCCCGCACGUUCUGAAGGGGGCUUGGUGCGAGGUCUGGAGUGCACCGUUCCAGGGGCAGCGCAGGGCACCGGUCGGGCAGGUCUGAACAAGGUAACCAGAUGGGAGUGGGCUGGGCAGCUUCAAAGGGGCGGUCGGGCCCAGCCCUGCCUGGUGCUCCCUGUGCAGUGCCUUCUCCACGGCUGACCCUCCCCGUGUGCACCAGGCCUGGGGUCCCCAAGAGGGCAGAGCUGUGUCUGGGGCACAGGUGCCAACAUCAGUGCCUGGGGUGCCAGGGUCCAGCCGUGCUCAGGGCGGGAGUGGGCCAGGCGGCCAAGCCAAUCACUCGGUGAGGAAUGCAGAGCAGCGCUCAUUCCAUUCUAUUUAAUUGCAGUGUACAAAAUUGUGUUUGUAUAUAGAAUAAACUCCGUGAACAGGG
This is a messenger RNA of Ictidomys tridecemlineatus (thirteen-lined ground squirrel), 2508 nucleotides long. It is a transcript of the gene Tmem259, whose product is annotated as transmembrane protein 259. The record is from RefSeq and is a predicted model, not a curated record. Gene Ontology annotation, biological process: response to endoplasmic reticulum stress; positive regulation of ERAD pathway. Lineage: Eukaryota; Metazoa; Chordata; Mammalia; Rodentia; Sciuridae. Gene Ontology annotation, cellular component: endoplasmic reticulum.